AUGCUGGAUGUGAUCGAGAGCAAAAAGCUGAUCAACUUUGUUGGAUUGGAAGACUUCGCGGAUCGACUCUCGUUCCAAUACUCUUUUGUGCUGCUUAUCUUGGUCACCUUCAUACUCGGCGUCAAGCAGUACCUGCUGGACGGUAUCGCCUGCUACAUGUCGCCGGUACCAGGCGGAACCCCGAUUAACACCUACAUGGAAAAUUACUGUUGGGUGCAUGGCACCAUUCCCAUUCUCAACCACGAGAAGAUGCCUGAAGACGAGGAGGGCUGGCUGGAAAUGGACAAGCACAGAAUCGGUAAGCGAAACCACUCUAGUCCAGACCAGAUGGGCACUUUUUCACGUCAUUUCGCUUAA
Messenger RNA from Protopolystoma xenopodis, 357 nucleotides. NCBI's taxonomy places the organism in Eukaryota, Metazoa, Platyhelminthes, Monogenea, Polystomatidea, Polystomatidae. The record is from the annotation of a GenBank genome assembly.